CUACAUGAGACAAAAGGCUUUUAUCUGUGGAUUUGGCAGGAAUCAGCUCACACAGGCUUACCCUAGCUUUAAUGUCGACCCACCAAAAAUACCUCCGCACUCCCCUUUAAGCUUGUCCGCCGUGCCAGUGAGUGUUGUGUCGGGGACGGUCUGCUCCACGGUCUGGUCUGAUCUGGUCCAGCUAACAUUAGCUGACUGACCUGCUUGGCACGAAAGCAGGACGGAUUUCGCGGAUAACAAUGUUUCAUUUUUUGGUCUGAUAACGUUGAAUAAAAACGAAACACCGGAUGGUAACCAGAAAUACAUAAAACUGGAAGUGGGAACCGUCAAUGCAAAGAAAGAGGGUGAGCUCACAGAAGUAACGUUAGCAGAUCCAUGGCAAAGUGGCUGAAGGACUACCUAAACUUCGGCAGCAGGCGUGACCCUCCACAGCCCCCGAGGCCAGAUUACAGUGAGAGUGAGAUUUUGAGGGCUUACAGAGCUCAGAAGGAGCUAGAUUUCGAAGACCCGUACCAACAUUCUGACAAGGACCACCAGAAUGGUGGUUUCAGCUCCUGUAGUGCCACAGUGAGCCUCCCCUCUUUCCCUGCAUUUGGUUCCAUGCUGCCUAAUGGUGUGGAGGUGAAAGUAGUAUCUCCCAAACACAGACUAAUCAAAGUGGAUUCUCAGGAGUUUGGCCGCUGUAAAAUCCCGUUGAGUCCUGUGACUGUUCAAGAAGAACCAGUGGUUCCCUCUGCCCCAGCAGCAUCGGACACUGACACAGACUACUCUGACCCAUUUGAUGCCCGUCCAGACCCAAGAGCCAGACCAAACUGGGAGCCCAAACCUGCACCGACAGACUGCUGCAGCUACAUGGAGCCAUUUGAGGCUCAACGGAUCAUCUCAGAACUGCAGCACAGCGUGAUGACUAACAGGUCCGGGAGUGGAGAUGCCGGCCAGUUAUACGAUAACCCAUAUGAGGAGAGGACUCGCCACCACCACCGACCUGUUCCGGCAGCACAACAGCAAACUCAGAGGGUUGAGGGUGGACUUGGCUUGGUAGACAGCAGGGAGAGCAGGCUCCCACAGGAUGACGAGAGGCCGGCUGAUGAAUACGACCAGCCCUGGGAGUGGAAGAAAGAUAACAUCUCUAAAGCUCUAGCAGUUCAGUUUGAAGGGGCAGAAAGAGAGCGCUCGCGAGCUCAGACAGAACAGACCAGGCUCACCAAGACGGGCACCACAUCUACGACUGCUGACUCGACUACACUCCGUUUGGUUGGUGACACUCCUCCGCUCCUGGGAGAGAGAGUGGAUCCAUCUCUGCCUCUGGAGAGACAAGUAUGGUACCAUGGAGCCCUGAGCCGCUCGGAGGCAGAAACUCUACUGACUCUGUGCAAAGAGAGUUCCUACCUGGUGAGGAACAGCCAGACCUGCCGCAACGACUACUCGCUCUCACUCAGGAGCUGCAAAGGGUUCAUGCAUAUGAAGUUCACUCAGUCUUCAGACGGGUGUUACGUGCUCGGAGAGAACAGCCCCCCCUUCUCCACCAUCCCAGAGGUCAUCCACUACUACACUACACACAAGCUGCCAAUCAGAGGCGCUGAACACAUGUCCCUGCUGUAUCCCGUCAUAGUGCAGACCCUCUGACACUGACAAACAACAAACUCUUUUCUCCUGGUGCUACUGAAUACAACAUAUACUCAACAUUUACCUAUUUCUGCCCUCUGUUUUCCUACAUGCCUUUUUACUGCCAUCCUACCUACACUACUCACAAGAGAUUGGACUGUUUGGUGCCAUUUUUUUCCUUUUCAUUUUGCCAUAACCCCAGUAACUACACUGGCAGCUUAACAACAGAGCUCAGUGCCUCAUGAACCUAUGCCUGUGAACUGGUAAUAUCACUGAAAUCCCUGUAUUUUAAUACCACAGAAAAAUGAAAAAUCAGCAAUCAUUGCUAUUAAGAUUGGUAGCUGAGUACUUUUAGGUAAAAGAGAAAAAGACAGACUCUUGAGAUGUCUCAAGACAGUAGAACUUACAGAAUAUUGCAUGGAGAUUUGUCUCUGUUAGUGCAGAGAUAGACUGUACUGCCACAUGAUUUAAAGGGUGAAAGUGGUGUUUCCUUUUGGCUGAAGCUUGUGCCAAUAAUCCAGAUUUUUCAGCCAAGACAGCCUGGUUAUUUUUAUGUGAAUUUUGUGUUUUAAAGUGACACAGGGUUUAAACAAAAUAACAGGCGAUGCGUGGACAGUUGAAGUAGACAUAGACCGUAGAAAAUGCAGUAAAAUGUGCUGUAACUACAAGCAACACUGUUAUUAUCCUUUAAAUGUUCGUUACAACAUCAACCAAACACUACAUAUUUAACCCUGGCCAUCUGUUGCCUCUGGGUUUCGCAGUGUGUCUCAGAGGCCUGUGAAUGUUAUAUGAUGUUGCAACUGCGUGCCCUGCAGUGUUUUCAGUUCAUCAUGUUAAUGCGUGAAAAACACAAAGUGACAGGAUAAUGUCAAGACAGACAUGACUUGUUAACGUCACACAGUAACACUCCUGCAAUACUAGUUUAGAGAAUAAUAACGACAGUAUUAUAUUGAAAGCUUGUGGCUUUGUGAUCAUGAUUAUUAAAGAAGCUUUGGUAGAUUAUUUACUGUGCUGUUUUAUAAGAUUUUAAAUGUCUGUUGAAAAUAAAGGUGUUGCCUGUUUUUAAAUUG
Messenger RNA from Lates calcarifer (barramundi perch), 2675 nucleotides. Its product is annotated as SH2 domain-containing adapter protein F. Bases 376 to 1626 code for a protein of 416 amino acids. Lineage: Eukaryota; Metazoa; Chordata; Actinopteri; Centropomidae. Gene Ontology annotation, molecular function: phosphotyrosine residue binding. The transcript is spliced from 8 exons. The record is from RefSeq and is a predicted model, not a curated record.